Messenger RNA from Capsicum annuum, 903 nucleotides. Its product is annotated as auxin response factor 9-like. Gene Ontology annotation, molecular function: protein binding; DNA binding. The transcript is spliced from 2 exons. The record is from RefSeq and is a predicted model, not a curated record. The coding region runs from base 129 to 725 and encodes 198 amino acids. Gene Ontology annotation, biological process: response to hormone; regulation of DNA-templated transcription. NCBI's taxonomy places the organism in Eukaryota, Viridiplantae, Streptophyta, Magnoliopsida, Solanales, Solanaceae.
UCGUCUUUUUUAAUUGGAAACUUGAUAUGUCUUUUCGCCGAAAUCCUCUCAGCCUCUCAGGUAAAGUCCACCAACACCAAUUUAUUUAAGGGGAAAAUGAAAUGAAAAGGAGUUAUAGAGAGUUAUGAAUGGAUACAAGUACAAGCAUGGAAGUUGAGGAUUCCUUUCAUUCAAAUACAGAUGCAACUAUCUACCCAACUUCUGAUCAUUCUCAAAGCUUGUUGUCUGAUCCCAACAUUGCGUCGUCGCCUUCUACAAGUGCAGACGACCAGCAGCAGCCUCACCAGUGGACGGCUGCUGCUGCUGUAGGUUGUACUGAUGAUUUGAGUGUAUCUGUAUCAAGUGCAUCUUCCAGGACUAGUUAUAACAAGAAAAUUGAGAAUGUUGAGCAUCUAAAUCUUUCUAAAGCAAAGGAACAAGUCCAAUUGGAGGCACUACCCAAGGACCUCACUUCGUCAAGAACUCGCAUUAAGGUACAUAUGCAAGGGGUUGCUGUUGGACGUGCAGUUGACUUGACUGUAUUAAGUGGUUAUGAUGAGCUUAUCAGUGAGCUAGAGGAAUUAUUCGAUAUGAAGGGAGAGCUUAGCCCUCGAAUCAAAUGGCAAGUUGUGUACAUGGAUGAUGAGGGUGACAUGAUGCUUGUAGGGGAUUAUCCAUGGCCGUACGUCAGUCUCUUUGCAACCAAAUUGAUUUCAUUUUCAUUUUCUUUAAUUUCAGUCAAAUGAUUUAAUCUAAUUUCUUCUGAUUACAGGGAGUUUUGUGAGAUGGUCAGGAAGUUGUAUAUCCUAGUGAGGAAGUGAAGAAGAAAUAUUCUCGAUGCAUGAAAUAAAUGUAGUACUAAUAAAUUGUAUUCAGAAAUUUAACUUAGAGUUUGAGUUACCCUUGUUGAAUGUAAGUUGUUCA